GUAGUAAAAAAUGAGAAGGAAAAAGAAGAAAUCACGGAGAAAGAAUACGCGUCAUCAUGAAGAGACUGGUAAUGAUACGGAGGUUGAUGAUCCGGAGAGUGAUGGAAGGAGUGUUCACUCGGAGCUUGCUGAUUUAGAUAAAGAGGAAGCAAGUGGUGAAGCAGGCAUUGUUUCUGCAAGCACUGGAGAUGAUACAUGGUUAUCUAUUGCUCGUGAGAUGAGAAUUAACAAAUUAAAACCGAAUGUAUUCUCUGGAGGUAUUGUGAUGCAAUACAGUAUUCAAAAUAUUGAGGAAGCACCAGUAGAAGGCAAACUCUAUCAAGGGAGUUUUUGUUUUCAGCAUGAUAUUGAUGGAUCAACAUCUACCGAGUGCUCUUUCCUGAUAGCAGAAAAUCUUAAUCAUGCGAAGGAAAUAUACAAGUCAUCAGUUGCUGUAUCCCAUGAAGGGAUUGCUAAAGCUUAUUUCUUCACCUAUUGCAUUCCAUUGAAAAAACAUGUUGUGGUAUAUGAACCUCUGGAAUAUUAUAAAAUGGAGACCAUGGACUCUAUUUGCUUCAACAUUAAAUCACUAAAGUUUAAGUGGCUAGACAAUAUAAGAAAUAUUUUUGGCAGCCUUGAGUCUCUUCAUACGAUGCGACUAAGCCAUCCUUGCACAGUUGAUAUACACAGCUAUAUGUGGUCCAAGAGAGAUUCUUCUAAGUACUCCACAAGAUUAGUAGGUGCCCAUGGAAAAAUAGGAAAAGAUGGCAGAGUAGAUGACUCAGGUUCAACAGAGAGAAAUGAACGCCGAGGUGUGUUGUCGUUUCUGGAGCUACUAAAGAUUACAGGUUGCGAAGAUUAUCCGUCACUAAAAGAGCUUGUUGAACAGAGCCUCUGUGGUAAAACAAUUCUCGGACAUCCUUUGCUAAUCAAGGAAGAUGCUGAUAAAAUCAUGUGCUAUUAUGAGUUUCAGCAGAGAAUGCAUGAGUUAACACCUAAGCAAGCUAAUCAGUUGAAAGAGAAACUCAAUAAACAAUUCCCUGGGUUGUCAACUAGUUGGAAAGAGAAAGUGAAACCAGUAACUAUCUGAAGAGCUUAAAGGUUGAUGAUGAUUAUAAAGACACUUUUCUGAGUUUGCUUACUUUUGUCAGGAAUUUAAUCGAACAUAAACGUGAUGAACUUCUAUACAGCCACACACACAUCAAUUUCAGGAAAAUGGUCUCUGAGUUGUCAUCAACAUUUCCAACGUUUUUUGGCUGGCUAUAUACGUACUUGAACCUUGUUUCAUAGGAUGGACUCUUGCAAAUCCUUGUCUAUAUACCGUUAAAAGCUGCUCUGAUGUUCUAUUCUGGAGCAUUUAGUGCAUCUUGGCUUGCAAAUGGAGAUCCGGACCGUGGGAAAACACCAUAUGAAAAUGAAAACGCAGAAUGCAAUGGAAAGAAUAAUGUGGGAACUUCCUCUACUGCUGAUGAUAAGUCAGGUGCUGCUCAAUUCAAGCGUCAGGCAAAUACCCAAGAUACUCCUGAAGAUGAUGGGUCUAAGGAAUCGCUUGAUAACACGCUGCUGAUUGAUACUCUGGCUCGGGAGCAUGAUGAAGCUGAAAAAAAGAAAGAAAAGUGGCUCUAUCUUUUGGCGAGUAUGCUGUGUAUGAAAAUGAGAAUGGAGCUUUCAAUGGGCAGGGCUCGAGCACAUAUCUGGUCCAGUCUCCUGAAUCUUCGAUGGACAAUGAGACCGAGGUGAUUCCCACCCCUCCUCUUGUUACGGAAGAGAACCUCCGCUUCAGCCUGCAUACUGCUCAAACUAACCUGAUGCGAAUUGAUGAAAAGGCAGCAGCAGUGGCCAGGAAGCGUGAUCUGGAAGAAAGUUCUAACAAUAUGCCUGUUUAAUCAGCCGGUACUUGCUGACUUGGUUCUAGCUUUGCUUUUAUUCCCUUACCACUGGGAAGGACACUCCUGUGCUGCAUACCAUUUUUCAACUUUGAUAAUAUGGAUGAAGUCAACCCUGACCACUUGAACAACUUCUAUCCUUCAAAUAGGAUAUGGAUUUAUCUUUUCACUGGGUAUAGUUUUGCUGUCAUGCAUACUUUUCAUCAAUACUCAAGGGGUUAUGAUCACAAUUUUCUUCGAGAUCUUGGCCAAUGGGAUAUGCUGGUGUGCACAUGUUUGUCAAAGGACAGCAACAUUGAUAAAGCAGUGCAUGAGUUCAGUGAAAUACUGAAACAUACAGGAGCAUAAGGAAAUUUUUGUUGCCCUUUCUUAGCUCGAAAAAUGUUGGAACCAGUCAGGCAAGGCAUUUUCAGAAGCUUGGAGUAAUGCCUUGUUUGUGUAGCUGGGCUAAUGAUACAGAAAUCUGAAACCUGACAUCAAGAGCGCCACCGUGGACAACUUCACAAUAUAACAGAACAUUGCAGCUCCAGUUGAGCUCCUUUGCAACUGAAUGGAGAUCACUUGACUGUAGAUGUCACAAACUGUUGUUGUGGUCCCGUCCGAAGAAUUAAUGUCAGAAACUUUGAUAGAGAAUAAUCCCCUACGAGUAUCAGAGGCAGGUUAGGGAUUUUUUUUUUGUCCAUGUGCAGUCAUGGGUGAUUUGAAAAAUUCCAGGGUUCCAUUGUAAGCUUUGCUGCAUCCAGUAUGAUAAUAUGCAUGAACACCAUUUCACUUGCUGAGAGAUAACUACAUUAAAGUCUCAUUCAAAAUUCUCAAGGAAAACCCACUCUUGCUCAAGUAACUCUAAAGGCCACAAUUCUCUGAGCUGAAAAGUUCGAUUGCUGUGGUGCUUGAUUGAUGACCAUGUUAGAGUUGCAAAUGCUCAGAAUAAUCACAAGCUGUAUAGUCUGCACUCUGUAGACGCUCACAAACAAGGGUGGAGGCCACAGUGGUUGCAAGCUGAAAACUGCACUUGUAGGUCUGUCAGAAAUGUUGGAAUCAUAUCUUUAGUAUCCUCACAAACCACUGAAGUUCCUGAAUCCCAAGGAAGUUGGAGAGUUAUUAAGAAACCAGCUUCUUCAUAAGCAAUGCUGCCUCAAGCGCAAUUGAAGUGGAGGCGGACUGGUUUGGACCUCCAUCAAAAUCCAUUCCCUCCCUCCCUUGACGGCAACAGUGACGCCAGAGCAACGGCAGCGCUGGUGGCUGAGAAGUUUGGGUGCUGGUGAGACGAACAGUAGAGGUUGGUCCUGCUUCCUGCUGGAUUGGUAAAAUCCCUUCUCCUGUUUCGAUUAGUGCACUGUUUGUGGUGACGUGCCUUGUGGCGGCGAUAGAAGAUCAAUUUAUUCUGUUCUUAAAAUCCCUGCUCCUGUUUCGAUUAGUGCACUGUUUGUGGUGACGUGCCUUGUGGCGGCGGUAGAGGAUCAAUUUCUUCGGUUCUUGAGUUGCUGUUGCGGGAUCAGUGACUGUGAUGACAUAUCCACAUGUUAAACUCCCAAAUUGAUCAGCCCCUGAUGAAUUCCCACUCUCAAGAUAGAUUUGCAAGUGCUGCCCACAUAGUGUUCGACACAUGGUCUGAAUCAGGAACUCCAGACGAGAGUACAAGUAUUAUCGAAAACCACUCACCGAGUACAAUUCCUAACCUUCGAGGUAGAGUUCUUCAUGUGGUCAUACAUCAAGUUCAGCUAUCAGUGUCGGCAGAGGUGAUUGAUCAGGUUUUUCCUGCAUAUGGCGACAAUAGAAGAAAAUUUUCAGUCCCCUCAUCAGCAAUCACCUCAUCAUGCCCCUUCUUUGUUUGUUGAAUAUGCCCAUGGUAGCAUGUCCGAUAAAGCUUUGGAGGCUUUACAUGGGUGGUAUCUGACCAAAAUGAUUGUCGGUUGUGGAUUAGGCAUGCUGCAUCUUAGUGAGUUGCGAACUUCUUAUGGCUAUCCUGCUCCCAGGUUUUUGGAAGAUCAAUUUGAGCUUUUGCAACUAAUACACAAAGACCUUAGAAGCUUUAAGCCAAAUUGCAACCUGUGGACUGACAGAGGUGUGUAACUUAUUGUAUAGUUGUAAAAUAAAACAUGAAAUAUGAGUAGUCUUUUCGCAUGAAUAGUUGGAUUGUGGGGUGGGCUUUUACCCACGGGUUCCAUGUUGAGACGACAUUUUGUGAAUGUGGAGAGAAACACGUGCCUCGUUUGAAAAGAAAAACGCAAAUGAAAUUCUUAUUUUUCUAGUGAAAUCGAUCGAGACGUCACUGCUUUAUAAUUAAGCAAAGCAGGACAUUGUUACUUGACUGCCAGGGCCGGCGUACACCACAUCACCUAUGAAUGAUAAGGGUUGAAGAUCAGAUGCUUACUGAAAGAGGGAUUUCCAUUUGAACAGAUCAAACCAGCACAAGCGACUUCCGGGCCAUGACGACAGUGAUGGACUACAUACGAAGCAAAAUGAGUGAAUCUACACUCUAAAAUAUGUCUAUAUACAUCCGUAUUAGUUUAUAUUGGAAUCUCUAAAGAGACUUAUAUUUAGGAACGGAGGGAGUAGACAUUAAGAUUGUUGUUGUAUAUCUUCCACUGAUUGCACUGAAAACAAUUGUUGCUUGGAGUUCCAAACUUUUAUUUUCCAGAUUUUGUAGUAGUAGGGAUGUGUUUGCUAGAAAUAACUGAACUGGUGUUUAAGAAUCUGAGUGCAGCACUGCUACUUGCACUGAUUUAUAAACAUUAAGAUUCUUGUUCUA
Messenger RNA from Aegilops tauschii subsp. strangulata, 4617 nucleotides. Lineage: Eukaryota; Viridiplantae; Streptophyta; Magnoliopsida; Poales; Poaceae. The record is from RefSeq and is a predicted model, not a curated record.